Bombina bombina (fire-bellied toad) is the source of this 1980-nucleotide messenger RNA. It is a transcript of the gene LYSMD3, whose product is annotated as LysM domain containing 3. Gene Ontology annotation, biological process: Golgi organization. Gene Ontology annotation, cellular component: Golgi apparatus. The coding region runs from base 210 to 971 and encodes 253 amino acids. The record is from RefSeq and is a predicted model, not a curated record. The transcript has 3 exons. Lineage: Eukaryota; Metazoa; Chordata; Amphibia; Anura; Bombinatoridae.
UGUGGACGUGGCUAGAGUGAAGUGCAAAAAACACCGGUUGGUACCUUUAACACCUGCUACGUAAGUGCGCACGGAACUUUCACGGAUAGUGUCCGCGAUGGCCAAAAAGAUGAGGGCAGCAAAAACUGCAUGAAACUGAGUCCUAACUCGGGUUUACGUUAUGGUGGACAGAUUAAAGUUGGCGACACACUGGCUCUGGUGUUCUGAAAAUGGCUGGCAGUAUUCCGACUCGAAGUUACAUGAAGCCAACAUCUGUCUCCUCUAGUGCAAGUGGACACAACUACCACUUUGCAAAUAUGUCAAAUUCAGAAAAUGAUAUAUUGGAAGAUGAUAUUGACGAGUAUGAACUGCGGCCUCGCGGGAGAGAGAAAACGAGAAGAAGCACGUCAAAAGAACGUCUUGAUGAUAUUGUUUUUAUUAGCAAGGACAUAAACGAGGGGGAUACAUUAAAUUUCAUAGCACUUCAGUACUGCUGUACGGUUGCGGAUCUCAAGAGGUACAACAACUUCAUUAACGAUCAGGACUUCUUUGCAUUGAGGUCUAUAAAAAUUCCAGUGAAGAGAUUUAGUGUUUUGACUGAGACUCAUUUAUCGCCAAAGGGAAAAACUUCAAGAACUAUGUCAUUCCAGCCUUCACCAGGACUCCAAGACAGUAUUUCUGCUGUUGAUCCACUCUCUUCAGUGAGUGCAGAUAGUUUUCUACAAGAGGUAGACAGAGACAUUGAGCAAGUAGUGAGGUGCACAAAUACCAAAAAAGACAAUUUACAGGAAGUUGUUUCUGCCUUAGAUCAAGAGCUACAUUUUGAACCUGAGCACAAACCAGUUAAACCAAAAGAUCCGUAUUAUGGUGCAGACUGGGGAAUUGGCUGGUGGACCGCUGUUGUUAUAAUGGUGUUAGUGGGAAUAGUCACACCUUUGCUCUAUUUUCUGUAUUAUGAGGUUUUGAUGAAACGGAAUUACACAUUACACUAAAAUCUGUCCUCAGAAUCAGGAGCGCUCUUACACAUUUAUUACAAGAAAAAGGACUAAUAUAAAUAUUGGAGUGUAAUUUCCUUGCAGUGCAAGGGUUACAUGAUGCAAAGCAAUCUGCAUAUCUGUGCCUACCAUUAACAUUGUCAGCAGUGAAUGUAUUUUAACAUGGCAGCCAUAUUUUAAACUGUUUGUCACUGUCCUUGUGAUUUUAUGUAGCACACUAUGAGCUUUUUUUAAAUUGUUCUGUUCAAGAACACUUAAGUUGUAACAUGGGAGACUAUUGCAAUUCAUUCAGUCUGCAUAUUGCAGACUUUUGCACAUGAUGCGUAAAUCUUUGACCACUUGGUUGCUAGAGAGAGAGAUUUAAUUAAAUAGUAAUUAAAACACUGGUUGCUAGAGAGAGAGAUUUAAUUAAAUAGUAAUUAAAACACAAUUUUCUCUGAUAACCAAGGGGUUAAGGUUUACUUUAUUACAGGGAGAACUGUAGAUUGGGGUCAUCUUUGCUAGUUUCUGUGCAAUUUACAGUUCCAAAUAGUCCGUAAGACUUUUAGUAUCGUCAAACUGUUUUGAAUGCUUUUAUCAUGCAUUUUGAUAAUCAUGUAAUUGAUGCAAUGAAUGCAAAAAACACUAAGUAUUACUUUUAAAAAACAAAUAUUGGAUAAAUAGGAAGUUGUAUAACAGUGUUAUUGUUCUAGUUAUUAAUAACCACACACACAACUUUUGUUGUACUUUUUUUUUAAAUAUAUCCAUGUUAGGCAAGACGGUGUCAUCUAUAUUCAAUACAUCUGUAUGUAUAUAACUUGAAUAAUGUGUUUAUCAUUUAGACAAAGGUGACUUUCACUAUGACCGCAAUAAUAGUGUUUUCAGAAUAAUUAUGCUGCUGUGUGUGAAAUAGAAAUAUAUACACUUACAUACAUAAUAUGUUGUCAUGCUAGUGAAUAAGAAUUUUUUUUGUGCUACUUUUGUAGCCAAAGUAAACUUGAAUCAAUUUACUUAGUAUUGUAUUGAA